UAAAUUACAGCGAAGCCCCUGCCACUGUUUCUGUGAGAUGCGACUCAGUGCUCGCCAGCUUUUUCCGAUACUUCCAUUAAUUUCACACACACACAUAUAUACGCGCGCACCGCACACAUACACAUUCAUUGUGACAUUAUUCAAUAAUCUUCACUCUCCUUCACGCUCUCUCUAUCUCAAAAGCCAUGAGUCUCUUUGGCCUUGGCAGAAACCAAAGAACAUUUCGCCCCAAAAAAAGUGCACCAUCAGGGAGUAAGGGGGCACAGCUGAGACAGCAUAUUGAUGCCACUUUAGGUAGUGGAAACUUGAGAGAAGCUGUAAGGUUACCGCCUGGGGAAGACUUCAAUGAAUGGCUUGCUGUCAACACUGUGGAUUUCUUCAACCAGGUGAAUCUGCUUUAUGGCACUCUCACUGAGUUCUGUACUCCUGAGAACUGCCCUACCAUGUCCGCUGGCCCUAAGUAUGAGUACAGAUGGGCUGAUGGUGUGCAAAUUAAGAAACCUAUCGAAGUUUCAGCUCCUAAAUAUGUUGAGUAUUUGAUGGACUGGAUUGAGAGCCAGUUAGAUGAUGAAUCCUUAUUUCCUCAAAAGCUAGGUGCACCAUUUCCUUCAAAUUUUAAAGAUGUUGUAAAGACCAUAUUCAAGCGUCUCUUCCGAGUAUAUGCGCAUAUAUAUCACUCUCAUUUUCAGAAGAUUGUGAGUCUUAAGGAGGAAGCCCAUCUAAAUACAUGCUUCAAGCAUUUUAUACUGUUCACAUGUGAAUUUAACCUGAUUGACAAGAAGGAACUUGCACCACUGCAAGAGCUCAUAGAAUCCAUUGUCCCAUACUAAACAAGUUUGACGCUCACCUAUCACAACUAGCGUUUUUAGAGAUAUAUACGUGUUUGUUACACUGCUAGUAACAAAAAAUCUGUACUCGUCUCUUUGCAGCUUCAGUUUCAUCAUGUCUUGUUGCUAGAAUCUAACAUUUAAUUCUUAAAUAAGCGUGUUUACAAGUUUGUAUGUAAUGUUAUUCUUCCAUGGACCAACCAAUGAGCAUGGGUUUUACUAUUA
Salvia miltiorrhiza (redroot sage) is the source of this 1052-nucleotide messenger RNA. RefSeq names its product MOB kinase activator-like 1A. NCBI's taxonomy places the organism in Eukaryota, Viridiplantae, Streptophyta, Magnoliopsida, Lamiales, Lamiaceae. Gene Ontology annotation, biological process: signal transduction; positive regulation of protein phosphorylation. The transcript is spliced from 7 exons. Gene Ontology annotation, molecular function: protein kinase activator activity. The record is from RefSeq and is a predicted model, not a curated record. Gene Ontology annotation, cellular component: cytoplasm; nucleus. The coding region runs from base 186 to 830 and encodes 214 amino acids.